Sphaerulina musiva SO2202 is the source of this 2363-nucleotide messenger RNA. RefSeq names its product RhoGAP-domain-containing protein. The record is from RefSeq and is a predicted model, not a curated record. Gene Ontology annotation, biological process: signal transduction; regulation of GTPase activity. The coding region runs from base 42 to 2147 and encodes 701 amino acids. NCBI's taxonomy places the organism in Eukaryota, Fungi, Ascomycota, Dothideomycetes, Mycosphaerellales, Mycosphaerellaceae. The transcript has 2 exons. Gene Ontology annotation, cellular component: cytoplasm.
CUCCCUCCUCUCCCUCCUCUCCCUCCUCGCCGCUGCCGACCAUGACCAACGAAAUCGACGUCGACCACCCUGCCAACAGUCACCACCGCUCCAAUCCUGCCAGUCCCACUGUCGAGACGGAGACGGCGCGACCAGGCACCAGUGGAGGCGCAUCCAACAGCAACAAUGGCCAUGGCAGCUACGACAAGCGCGUGCAAGAUGUCAUGUACUCGGAUAUUGGUAUCAACACCCUCUUGAACCGCCUGAAACAGAGCAUUGCCUCGGCACGCGACUUUGCGCAGUUCCUCAAGAAGCGGUCUACCUUGGAAGAAGACCAGGCCAAAGGAUUGAAGCGUCUGGCGCAAACGCAACUGGAAAGUGUCAAACGUGGCGAUGUCCGCGGCGGGACCUACGCCCAGCAGUUGACCGAGGUGCUGCGCGUGCACGAGAAAAUGGCCGACAAUGGCAUGCAGUUCGCGCUCAGCUUGCACCAAAUGCACGAAGAUCUGGACGUCCUGAGCGCCAACAUGGAGCGUGGUCGGAAGCAGGGCAAGCAUGAUGGUCUUGCUGCGGAGAAGAACGCGAGCGACCUGGAGGCUGCCAUGCAAAAGGCCAAGGCGCGAUACGAGAGCUACGCCGAGGACUACGACAAAGCACGAACGGGCGAUGCACGAGCGGGCAGAAAGCUCGGGAUUAGAGGUCCAAAGAGCGCAGAACAGCAUGAACAGGAUCUCCUGCGGAAGACGCAAGCUGCUGAGGCUGAAUACCGUGCCAAGGUCGACGAGGCUAGGACGGCGCGCGAAGACCUGAUCAGCAAGCAGCGACCCCGGUUUGUCAAAGAGUUGGAAAAGUACAUCAAGGAGUGCGACAGUGCAUUGGCGCUGCAGCUACAAAAGUUUGCCACGUUCAAUGAGAAGCUGCUGCUCGGAAAUGGGUUACUGGUGCAGCCACUGUCCGAAACCUCCAACACGCAGCGCAGUUUGCGAGAUUUGGUCAUGGACAUUGACAAUGAGCGCGACUUCAACACUUUUAUUGGCACCGAGCACUCGAGAAUCCCUGCUCGAACGUCAGAUCUGGUCUUUGAGAAGAGCCGAGUAUUGGAACCCAAGACCCAAGCAGUCCGACGACCAACGUUGACAGCACAGACUCCUGCUGCCUCACAGCCGCCAGCUCCUGCUGUGAACACCGCCGCUUCACAGCCCACUUCGACCAACAGUCGCUUUGGCGGCGCUUCGUCCUCAUUCAGCGGUCCAGGACAGUUCGGAUCCCCUGCAGCGGUCCCGUCGGGUGGCAUGCCCCCUUCAUCAGACUCCUUCCGAGCAGCCUCGCCUCCAUACGCCCCAGGAAGCAGCUCUUCACCUUACAACCCAUCAGCUGCACCCCUUCGAGAUACCUACUCGAGCACACCACCAUAUCCCACUCACCCCAACGAGCGAGUCGCUUCCAGCUACAGUGGUAACACGCCCGUCCAAUCCACCGGUGUCAUCCCUAGCUCUCCCCUACCACCUGCAAGCUCACCAUAUCAGACAUCCUCCUCUCCACAAUUUUCCAACUCCCGGGGCAGAGUCUUUGGCUAUUCUCUGGACGAUCUCUUCGCCCGGGAUCAAUCCGCCGUCCCCAUUAUCGUUUUUCAAUGCAUUCAAGCAGUCGACAUGUUUGGUCUCGAGAUUGAAGGCAUUUAUCGCCAAGCAGGAAAUAUGGCACAAGUCAAUCGUCUUCGCCACUCGUUUGACACCCUACCUCCGAAUGACCCUCAACUCGAUUUCCGUAACCCAUCCAACUUUGGACACGACGUAAAUGCAGUGACGAGUCUGAUGAAGACGUUCUUUCGAGAGUUGCCUGAUCCACUGUUUACCAAGGACACUUACUCGAGCUUCAUCGAAUCUGCUCAAGUCGACGGAGAUGAUGCGAGAAGAGAUGCGCUACAUCAAUGUAUCAAUGACCUGCCCGAUGCAAACUACGCCACCAUGAGAGCCUUGGUUCUGCAUCUCCACCGCGUCAUGCAGAAUGAGGGAAGAACGAGAAUGACGGCUGCCAAUCUCGCAGUGUGUUUAGCACCUACCCUCAUGGGCGCCCAUCAAGGCCCGCAUAUUCAAGAUGCCUCUUGGCAGCAGCGAGUCUUGGAGACCAUUUUGAGUAACGCGACGGCCAUCUUUGACGAGGAUUAGCUCAGCUGGCUUGCAUAUCGAAUUGAUGAGGACGAGGGAUGAUGGGAUGAAAGGUUGAUAUCUUAGGCCGUGGAAGAUUACAUACCUUGGCAUACUUCUUCAUCUUCAUCUUUUUCUCUUCUCUUCGUCGGAGUGAGAAGUUUGCGCGGAAUGUGUGACGUCCCAUAUGUUGUUGUUGUUUUUGUUGUUAUAGCGAUCAAUACAUGUAAGCGAUAG